AUGUCCUUCACGGUCCAGGUCAACGACGCAAUCCGAGUCACGGCCCAGCCCCUCACCCAGGAGGCAUUCCUCCCGUACGGCAGCGUCAUCGCCAAUCCGCGACCCGACGUCCACCCGUCCGCCUUCUCGUCACACUCGGCGGCGCUGCCCGCCAACGCCGUGUCCGCAAACCAGGGCCACGCCAUCCAGUACCGCAAUGUCAGCCGCGUCAGAAACCUCUACGCCCAGUCGCCCAGUGGGAGCGCCGACGCCGUCAUGAGCAUGUUUGUCUGCUCGGCGCGCGACCUCGCCCCCCUCAACAACGCCCAGGACAUGUUCGCCGUGCGCCUCCUCGAGCGACACCCCUUCACCACGCAGACCUUCUCGCCCGUCGCCUCCUCGGCGAGGCGCUACCUCGUCGUCGUCGCGCCCAGCCUGGCCCCCGGCGAGGCCGACCACCACCUGCCCGUCCCGGCCGGCGACGACGUGCCCGGGAGGGGGCCGCCGGACGUGAGGGCCUUGAGGGCAUUCGUUGCCACCGACGCGCAGGCCGUGACGUACGGCGCCGGCACGUGGCACGCGCCCAUGGUGGCUCUGGGUCCGCCCGGGACGACGCUGGACUUUGUGGUUUCGCAGUUUAUGAGCGGCAUCGCGCUCGAGGACUGCCAGCUGGUGCAUUUCGAGACGAGGGGGCGGGAGGCGCCGCGUCUCGAGGUUGCCGUGCCGAGGGCGAGGCUGGAGAGGCUGUGA
This is a messenger RNA of Metarhizium brunneum ARSEF 3297, 729 nucleotides long. It is a transcript of the gene ALLA, whose product is annotated as Ureidoglycolate lyase. Gene Ontology annotation, molecular function: ureidoglycolate hydrolase activity; ureidoglycolate lyase activity. The record is from RefSeq and is a predicted model, not a curated record. NCBI's taxonomy places the organism in Eukaryota, Fungi, Ascomycota, Sordariomycetes, Hypocreales, Clavicipitaceae. Gene Ontology annotation, biological process: allantoin catabolic process.